CUACGUUCUGAGAUUCUUAACUGAUAUAUUCCAGCAUCCUCUCUGUCUUGAGGGACAAAAGUCUCCAUCUUUCUCCCUUAUUAUGAUUGGCAAUCACUGAUGAUCUCAAAAUAAGUAGUUUCUCAAUUUUUAAGAUGAAUUAAUUCCUAGUCCUCUUAAUUUACUCACCAUCCCCCCCAUCUUGAUAAAGCUACCUACAAUUAAAAAUGCGUUCGAGCAGACAAUCAUCUGCUUAUUUCUUCAUGUUAGCAUUGUUCAUCUUGAUUUCCAUACGCACUACUUUCUGUGCUGAAAACCAGAAAUUAUAUGCAGCAAACUGCAAGAAGCCCUUUCUCUUCCGUUGCGUCAGUACCCGUACUCUUUAUCCACGAAAGUUGGCAUCAGAAAAUCCAGUCCCAGACUUGCCACCCAUUCCCAAUAUACAAUACUACGCGCCAACACCAGAGCCCACCUUUUCAGAUGACGAACCGAGAGGGUAUUAUUAUCCUUCAAAGCACAAGCGGGCCAUGUGGCAGCUUAUACUUGGCAUUGGCAUGGCUGCGAUUUUAAUUCUCUCUUUGGUAAUAAUCUGCAGCGUUAAAAGAGGAUACCAUGCAAUUCUCUGGGGGAAAAAGGAUGCAAUGAAUGAUCGGAAUAGUGCCGAGGAAAUGAUAAAGAAUUAUGGAUCAAUAGCCCCGAAGCGUUACACCUAUUCAGAAGUGAGGAAACUGACCAAUUCCUUUAGAGAUAAAGUAGGACAAGGUGGAUUUGGAGUUGUAUACAAAGGGAAGCUUCCUGAUAGUGAUGGACGUAUCGUUGCUGUGAAGGUCCUCAGCGAGGCCAAAGGUAAUGGAGAGGAAUUUAUUAACGAAGUGGCCAGCAUUAGCAGAACUUCGCAUGUUAAUAUAGUCAAUCUUUUGGGGUUCUGCUAUGAGAGGAAUAAAAGAGCUCUAAUAUAUGAAUUUGUUUCUAAUGGAUCUCUUGAUAAGUUCAUAUAUGACGAGGGAACUUCAGUCACAAAUUGUCAUUUGGACAGCCGAACGAUGUUCCAAAUUGCAGUUGGCGUUGCUCGAGGACUAGAGUACUUGCACCGAGGUUGCCGGACAAGGAUUCUACAUUUUGACAUAAAACCUCAUAAUAUACUUUUGGAUGAAGAUUUGUGUCCCAAAAUCUCUGAUUUUGGCCUUGCUAAACUAUGCAAAACAAAAGAGAGUAUUGUGUCAAUGACAGGCAUGAGAGGAACUACAGGAUUUAUUGCACCGGAAGUUUUCAGUCGGAACUUUGGUGCAGUCUCUCACAAAUCAGACGUUUAUAGCUAUGGAAUGUUGAUUCUCGAGAUGGUUGGAGGAAGAAAAAAUUUUCAAUCUGGAGCAUCUCAUACCAGCCAAAUAUACUUUCCCCACUGGAUAUAUAACAAGAUGCAACAAGAAGAAAGUCUUGUUAAUACUUUUGGGGAUAUAACAGAUGUGGAAGAAGACACGAUAAAAAAGAUGAUAAUAGUAAGUGUAUGGUGCAUCCAAACUAAUCCUUCAGAUCGACCAUCGAUGGCCAAGGUGAUAGAGAUGUUAGAAGGUACUCUUUUAUCUCUACAAUUUCCACCAAAACCUUUCCUCGAUUCCCCUACAAGGUCACCUUAAAAUGCUUCCUUAACUUCACUCAUAAAAAACCAAUCAUUGAAAUGGUUGUGAAGAUAGAAUUUUGUUAGUAGGGGGCAAGCUUAUUUGAAGAGAUUUGACCUCUUUAUGUGUGUGAUGUGUGUGUUUAUGCAAAAUAUUUACAGACAAGUUGUAAAUUUAAUUUCGCAAGUUGUAAGGUAACCGUCGACAAAAAUUAUGUCUAUAAUAUUAAAAAAGGAUGCUUGUCAAGCAAUUCAAUGGUUAGAUGCAAAGAAUGAUAAUUUUAAUGUCGAGUAAAUCAUAAAG
Juglans regia (Persian walnut) is the source of this 1901-nucleotide messenger RNA. RefSeq names its product PR5-like receptor kinase. Gene Ontology annotation, molecular function: protein kinase activity; ATP binding. The record is from RefSeq and is a predicted model, not a curated record. The transcript has 4 exons. Gene Ontology annotation, biological process: protein phosphorylation. Lineage: Eukaryota; Viridiplantae; Streptophyta; Magnoliopsida; Fagales; Juglandaceae. The coding region runs from base 207 to 1616 and encodes 469 amino acids.